Centruroides sculpturatus (bark scorpion) is the source of this 717-nucleotide messenger RNA. RefSeq names its product acanthoscurrin-1-like. The record is from RefSeq and is a predicted model, not a curated record. The transcript has a single exon. The coding region runs from base 1 to 717 and encodes 238 amino acids. NCBI's taxonomy places the organism in Eukaryota, Metazoa, Arthropoda, Arachnida, Scorpiones, Buthidae.
AUGGCAUUGCAGGUGUUUUCCGUUUUGGCAGCCAUCGUAUUAGCGGCAAAUGCCCAACUGUACCUGGGCGAAGAAGAAGAAUCGGACUUGGAGUCUGCUGCAGUCGUAGGUGUCCCCUUCGUAGGCGGCCAAGGAUUAGGAGGUGUCGGAGCAGGUGGUCUCGGAGGUGGCGGAGCUGGAGGUCUCUACGGUCUCCAUAAGGGCGCCUUCGGCAAGGGAGCCUACGGUGGAUUAGGACACAUUGCUCACGGUUCUGCAGGCUUUGGAGGAGCAGGAAAAGGUGGAUUCGCUGGCCACGGAGCUCAUGGAGGUUACGGAGCUGGAGCCGGUUACGGAGGAUUAGCUGGCCAGAAGGGAGCCUACGCUGACAAAUUCGCUGGUAGUCACACUACAGCCUUGGGCAAGGAGAAGACCUUCGUACUCAACCAAGAUUACGGCACUGGAGCUAAGGGAGCCUACGGAAUCGGUUUCGGUGCCGCCGGUGCCCACAAAGUUGGUGGUGCUUACGGUGGUUACGGUGGUGCCGCCGGAGGUGCUGCAGGCUUGUACGGCGCUGGAAAGGGUGGCGGAUAUGCCGGAUACGGAAAGGGAGGCGUUCACUCCAUCGGCCACGAUUUGGGUGUCUAUGGCAAGUACCUUGGAGGUGCUGGCCACGGUGGUUAUGGUGGUGUUGGUCACGGUGGUCUUGGAGGAGCCGGAUACCCAUUCGCCGGCUAA